This is a messenger RNA of Spirodela intermedia, 1243 nucleotides long. NCBI's taxonomy places the organism in Eukaryota, Viridiplantae, Streptophyta, Magnoliopsida, Alismatales, Araceae. The record is from the annotation of a GenBank genome assembly.
AUGGAGACGACAGGGAGGACGACGACGGCCAAGCGGGCCGCCGCCGCCGCGGGAGCAGCAGCGGUGCUCUGUAGCAGAUCCGGUGGGGGGAAGACGACGGACUUCCUCCUUCGGUGGGGCAACCGGAAGCGGCUCAGGUGCGUCAAGGCCCAGUCCCACGAAGAACAACCCCGCAAGGAGAGCACCGCCAUCGCCACCAACAAGAAGGCUCCUCCUCCUCUCCGGCGGGCCUCUCCCGCUCAUCGACCCGCCGGCUACAACACUCGGUACGAUCCCUCUCCCUCUCCAUCUCCAUCUUCGAUAAGAUCGCUGGAUUCUUCGCACGGUGGGUCCCUGGGGCUGCCGGUGGCGCUGACCGGGGCGGGGUCUCCCAGCUCCACUAGAGGCGGAUGGAUGCUUUAAUUCCUCAGUUGUCCUUGUCAAAAUUCCUCAGGCACUCGGAAGCUUCGGCGGCCCAGCAGCUGCAGCAGCAGACGAACGGCCCCGAGGCGGCGCGGGGGAGCCGGAGGGCCGCCGGCGAGAAGGCGGGCAACGGCGAGGGGGGCUCGUCGUCCUCCGGCGGCGACGCGGCGGCGUGGCCCAGUUUCGUCAUCGCCCUAACGACGCGGGAGAAGGAAGAGGAUUUCCUGACCUUCAAAGGGGCUAAGCUGCCGCAGAGGCCCAAGAAGCGGCCCAAGUGCCUCCAGCGGAUCCUCAACGUAAGCCUCGCUCUCUCUUUCUCUCUCUCUCUCUAGAUUUUUCUGAAUAACUAAAAUCGAAAUAAAAUACGCAUGAUAAAUAAAUAAAUAUUAAAAUUUGCAUUUUCCCGCCGUGCUUUAGUGGGCCAUGACGUUGGCUUGUCCCAAAUUGGGUCAGUGGAAUCAGCUUCCUAGCAUCUUCUUCCCAGUGUGGGUCCAUAAGCCCGGAGAAGGUCGACUGAAGAAGGACGGUCCAAUAGUGACCGGUUGUGGGCUUUAAUGGGCCCUUCGUAUAUUUUGGAUGAUGCUUACGUUGGCGCCGUGUUUCCCAGCAGGUGAGUCCGGGGACGUGGCUGGGCGACGUGUCGCUGGAGCGCUACGAGGUCCGGGAGAAGAAGACCUCCAAGAAGGCGGUGGGUGAUCUCCGGCAAUGGCAAUUCCGCUGUGGCCGUGUGGUGGUGUGGGGUUGGCUGAUGAAUCUCUCUCUCCUGUCUUUCUGAUGUGCUCAGGUGCAGAAGCCGAGGGGUUUGAAGGCGAUGGAGAGCGUCCAGAGCGAGUCGGAGUAG